This is a messenger RNA of Giardia duodenalis, 1506 nucleotides long. Its product is annotated as 26S protease regulatory subunit 6A. The record is from RefSeq and is a predicted model, not a curated record. NCBI's taxonomy places the organism in Eukaryota, Fornicata, Diplomonadida, Hexamitidae. The transcript has a single exon. Gene Ontology annotation, molecular function: ATP binding; proteasome-activating activity; ATP hydrolysis activity. Gene Ontology annotation, cellular component: proteasome regulatory particle, base subcomplex. The coding region runs from base 1 to 1506 and encodes 501 amino acids. Gene Ontology annotation, biological process: proteasome-mediated ubiquitin-dependent protein catabolic process.
AUGUCUCAAGACUUCCCCGAAAUUCCCAUCGAUCCCGAGAUACAGAGCUUCGAUGAUGCUAUGCUGUCGCAGCGCAUAGAAGCGAUCAAGUCCGAGGCCAUGUUUUUGAGACGUGAACAUGAACGUUACCAGAGCAUUAUCCGGGAGGCCACGGGCCUUUUAGAAAAGAAUAGAAGGGACCUAGAGAACUCAAAGCGUUUGCCACUCCUUGUAGCAACAGUCUCAGAGUUUGUGGAGAUCUCAGAGGAUCACUUGAAUCUGAACUAUGAAGUAACUGCCACCACAAAGAAGACCUACGAGCGGCAGCUGAAAAGUCUCAUAGAUCGAGACUCUGAAAGUACAGCAAAGAACACAGAUUCCUCCUUGGAAGCCAUGCUCAAAGAAGAGGAGUUUGCAGACAGUGAUCGUGCCACGCUGGGCCUUGAUGGAGAGGUUACUCAGGCACUUCGAUCAAAGCCUAGCUCGACAGUAACAGAGGGAGUAAUUAUUAAAACAUCUUCCAAAACCUAUGUCUUCUUAGCCUCAACAGGGGCAGUUCCACGCAAGAUGCUACGCCCUACAGACCUGGUGGCAGUCAACAAAGAUACAUAUUUUAUUUAUGAAAAGCUUCCGUCAGCGGUUGAUGCUCGUGUUAAGACUAUGGAGGUCACUGAACGUCCUAUGGACAAAUUUGAAGACCUUGGUGGUAUUGAUCAACAAAUAUCUCAGAUCAAAGAGAGCUUCUUGCUGCCACUGCAGCGUCCUGAUCUUCUUAAGAAAAUUGGCAUCAAGCCCUCUAAAGGCGUACUUCUGUACGGUGUCCCAGGGACUGGAAAGACAGCUCUUGCCCGUGCACUAGCACACGAAGCAAACUGCUCCUUCCUACAAUUGACGGCCACCCAGCUGGUUCAGUUGUAUAUCGGGGAUGGCUCUGCAAUGGUUAUUGAAACAUUCAAUCUUGCUAAGUCGCUCAUUGAAAAGGAGCGCACGCUCAAGGGGAACAUGGAUGCUGGUUGCAUAAUCUACAUUGACGAGAUAGAUGCUAUUGGAGGGCGUCGCUCCGACACAGGUGGCUACGAUCGAGACUCAACCAGGACCAUGCUCACCCUGUUAAACUGUCUGGAUGGGUUUGAUUGUGACGAGCGCAUCAAGGUUCUUGCCAGCACAAACAGGGUGGACAUCCUUGACCCUGCAUUAACCAGGUCAGGUAGGUUCGAUAGAAAGAUAGAGUUUACCUACCCCAACGAGAAAGGAAGAUAUGAUAUCCUGUGCAUUCAUAGCAAGAAAAUUAAGCUCAUAGGAAGAAGUGAUGACCCCGAAACAUGUGACAGGCCAGGUGCUGUUGGUUUGCAGGAAAUAGCCAAGUCCACUAAUGAAUAUAGUGGAGCUAUGCUCAAGGCCGUCUGUAUGGAGGCUGGACUAGUAUGUCUUCGCCGCCACGGAGAAGCCGUUGUGCAUGAAGACUUUGUAGAAGCUAUAAACAUUGUCAGUGGGAAACGCGAAGGAGAGAUGUCUUAUUUCAUUUGA